Condylura cristata (star-nosed mole) is the source of this 3219-nucleotide messenger RNA. It is a transcript of the gene SENP2, whose product is annotated as SUMO1/sentrin/SMT3 specific peptidase 2. Gene Ontology annotation, molecular function: deSUMOylase activity. The coding region runs from base 16 to 2007 and encodes 663 amino acids. The record is from RefSeq and is a predicted model, not a curated record. The transcript is spliced from 17 exons. NCBI's taxonomy places the organism in Eukaryota, Metazoa, Chordata, Mammalia, Eulipotyphla, Talpidae. Gene Ontology annotation, cellular component: nucleus. Gene Ontology annotation, biological process: protein desumoylation.
ACACUGAGCUGGAAGAUGCUAUCCGGUCCGGGUGGAGGAGAUGACGUCAGGAGCUGGGGCUGGCUGGGGCCUUCUGUAGCCCUGGGGACGUUGUAUCUGCGGGCCCUCAGAUCGCGUCACAAGUCGGCGACUGAGCCUUGGCGGUGGUGGCCGAGGCGGCGAAGGCGGCAGCGGCGGCGACAGCUCUGGGGUUUGCGUCUCGGGGUGUGUCGGCCGCCGCUGCUGCUUGGGCCUGGUAUGUACAAAUGGCUGGUUAGGAUUCUCGGCACCAUUUUCCGUUUUUGUGACCAGACGGUGCCCCCUGCCCGGGCCCUCCUGAAGAGGCGGCGCUCGAACAGCACUGUGUUUUCUACAGUGGACACUGAUGAAAUACCUGCCAAAAGACCAAGAUUAGAUUGCUUUAUUCACCAAGUGAAAAGCAGUCUCUACAAUGCUGCCAGCUUAUUUGGAAUUCCCUUCCAGCUGACCACAAAGCCCAUGGUGACUUCUGCUUGUAAUGGAACAAGGAAUGUGGCCCCUUCAGGAGAGGUAUUUUCGAACUCUUCAUCUUGUGAACUGACAGGUUCUGGAUCCUGGAACAACAUGCUGAAACUGGGUAAUAAAUCUCCUAAUGGAAUAAGUGACUACCCAAAGAUCAGAGUGACAGUAACCCGAGAUCAACCUCGCAGAGUUCUGCCAUCCUUUGGUUUUACUUUGAACUCAGAAGGCUAUAGUAGAAGACCAGGUGGCCGUCGACAUAACAGAGGCAAUUCAGAGAGCUCCUUAAUGUGGAAACCUCAGGAACAGGUUGUAACAGAAAUGAUUUCUGAAGAGAAUGGCAAGGGCCUGAGACGUCCCCACUGUACUGUGGAGGAGGGUGUUCAAAAAGAGGAAAGAGAGAAGUACCGAAAGUUAUUGGAGCGACUUAAAGAAAAUGGCCAUGGAAACUCUGUUCCACCUAUAACUUCAACUCAUCAUAGUUCUCAAAGAAGUCAGAUGGACACUCUUAAGACCAAAGGCUGGGGGGACGAGCAGAGUCAUGGAGUCAGAACAACUCAGUUUGUUCCAAAACAAUAUAGAGUUGUUGAAACAAGGGGACCUCUAUGUUCAGUAAGAAGUGAAAAGAGGUGUUCAAAGGGGAAAAUUUCUGAUACAGAGAAGACAGUUGGAAUCAGACUUGACAAUGAAGGUAGGAGGGGGCACCAGCUAGAACCGGACCUGUCUGAAGAAGUGUCAGCCCGACUCCGCCUGGGCAGUGGAAGCAAUGGCUUACUGAGGAGGAAAAUGGCAGUUCUUGAAAGUAAAGAAAGACAUUGCUCAGGCAAAGAGAGGGAUAAAAGGACGGAUGAUCUUCUUGAACUUACAGAGGACAUGGAAAAGGAAAUCAGUAAUGCCUUAGGCCAUGGCCCACAGGAUGAGAUCUUAAGUAGUGCUUUCAAAUUGCGAAUCACUCGAGGAGAUAUCCAGACCUUAAAGAAUUAUCACUGGCUCAAUGAUGAAGUCAUUAACUUUUACAUGAAUCUUCUAGUGGAAAGAAAUAAAAAACAAGGCUUUCCGGCACUUCAUGCAUUCAGUACUUUCUUCUAUCCUAAACUAAAGUCUGGGGGUUACCAAGCAGUGAAAAGAUGGACCAAAGGGGUCAAUCUCUUUGAACAGGAGCUAAUUCUGGUGCCUAUUCAUCGGAAGGUACAUUGGAGCCUGGUGGUGAUAGAUCUAAGAAAAAAGUGUCUUAAAUAUCUGGAUUCUAUGGGACAAAAGGGCCACAGGAUCUGUGAACUUCUCCUUCAGUAUUUACAGGAUGAAAGUAAGACCAAAAGAAAUAUUGAUCUGAAUCUUCUCGAGUGGACCCAUUACAGCAUGAAGCCACAUGAGAUUCCUCAACAGUUGAAUGGCAGUGAUUGUGGAAUGUUUACUUGUAAAUAUGCAGAUUAUAUCUCUAGGGACAAACCCAUCACAUUUACUCAGCACCAGAUGCCUCUCUUCCGAAAGAAGAUGGUGUGGGAAAUCCUUCACCAGCAGUUGCUGUGAGAAUGCCCCGCCUGGUCCCUCUAGCUGCUGGUGGUUCUUUCAUGAACAGACAUUUCCAUAUACCUCAUGCAUUGUGGGUUCAGAAGUCCCUGCAUCACCUCUUUUUUCUCACAGGUACUGAGCUGUUGAGUGCAUGAAGGUCUCUCACUGCACUUGAUGUGCAGGGAGGCUGCUUGCAACCCUGUCUGUAAGGCUGUGCCUGCUCAGAGCCUUGGACUGUUAAGCCCACAAAAGAACAAACUCUAAUACUUUUUUUUUAUUAAUAUUUUUUUCCCUAUGAAUGUGGGAAAUGCAGGAUUUAUUCUGUGAUUUGUUUUUUGUGUGUUUGUUCACGUGUAUUCAUUCGAUGCUCACUCAUUCGCAAACGAAAUGGGCAGUGGCUAUUCUCUGCUGCUCUUUUAUAAUUAGCUCUGAAUGACUUGUUUGAACUAUUUAUUUCUGAAAAGAAUGUUAAUCAAGCACCACUCCCUGCUGAAGAUAAGAAGGGAAUCAGUUGGGGGAGGAAGGAAGUGUUAAUGAACUCUGAUGCUGGAGCAGUAACUGCCAACCUGAAGCUGGAAGCUUGAAGAUCCAGCGGAGUGGUGGUGGCGUCGGCCCUUCUAUGCGAGGAAGUCUGACACCACCGCCUUGCGCCAUGUUGUGGAAAAGUGAAAUUGUGGCCCAGGGAAUUCUGGCUACCCGAGCAUCUUCAGAAGAGUGUCCUGGUCAUCCUAAAGAGACUUCCCUUUCUGGAAAUGAGGUGACUUGGCUGCUCUUGAAACUGGAUUUGAAGUAACCAUAAACCCUAAAUCUUCAUUUACAUCCCAGAUCUAGUUAAGUGUAAGCGCAGGAUUGUAAAGAUGGGCCUGAGAUGUUUAUUUCAAAAGAUACUCUUCAAUUUAAAGCUAUUUUUCCUCAAAGUUUUUUUUUUUCUAUAUAUAAAAGCCAAAAUUAAGUUUUAUACUCAUUAGGAUUUACAUCCUUCCCAUUUCACCCCUUCUGAAAUUUGUGGAAGAAAAUUUAGUACUUGGCUUUGAGGUUGCCAGUUAUACAAUAAUCUAUUUUGCAUAAGAAAGUUUGUAUUUAACUUUUUGUUCAUUAAAAACCUUACAGAUGUGGUUAUGUAUUUUUAAUUUCAGAAAGUUUAGAGUUGGUCAGAACAUAUUUUGCAAGAUCUAGUGCCUAGUGUUGCUUUUCCAAUGUAAUAAAAGGUUGUCUGGCAGAACCUGAAAA